AUGGGGGGCCGCGGGCUGCUGCCGGUGCUGCUGCUGCUGCUGGGCGCCGCGGGGCCGCUGCUGCGGCAAGCGGAGCCGGCGGAGCCCGCGGACCCCGUGAGCGCCGAGCGGAGCCUGGCGUGGGGCCCCGGGCUGGACGCGAGGCUCACCGUGCCCGUGCGGUACUUCUACAUCCAGGCGGUCAGCGCGGCCGGACGCAACUUCUCCCGCUCCCCGCCAGGAAGAACACAGUUUAAAGUGGUAAUUAAAGCACUUUCUCCAAAAGAAGUCACCAGAAUUUACACCCCUCGGCCUUUGGAUAGAAAUGAUGGUACAUUCCUUAUGCGGUAUCGGAUGUAUGGAAGUGUCACAAAAGGAUUAAAAAUUGAGAUACUUUAUGGUGAUCAGCAUGUGGCUCAAUCACCUUAUAUUUUGAAAGAACCAGUUUAUCAUGAAUACUGUGACUGUCCUGAAGAAGACCCUGAGGUCUGGCAGGACAUGAUGUCCUGUCCAUCCCAAGAGCCUCAGAUUACAGAAGACUUCAUUUCGUUUCCCACCAUUGACCUGCAGCGAAUGCUUAAGGAAAUCCCAGCAAAGUUCAGCCAAGCAAGAGGUGCUAUUGUUCAUUACACAAUUCUGGAUAAUCACAUCUACCGGCGCUCCUUAGGGAAGUACACAGACUUCAAAAUGUUCUCUGAUGAAAUGUUCCUGUCCCUGGCCAGGAAGGUUCGUCUUCCUGACGUGGAGUUUUAUCUCAAUGUUGGAGACUGGCCAGUUGAGCACCGGAAAGCUAAUGAUACACCUGGGCCUGUACCUGUCAUCUCCUGGUGUGGCUCUGUGGAUUCCAGAGAUAUCGUCCUGCCGACGUAUGAUGUAACCCACUCAACUCUGGAAACCCUGCGUGGAGUCACCAAUGAUCUCCUUUCCAUUCAAGGAAACACAGGCCCCUUCUGGGAAAACAAAACUGAGCGGGCUUUAUUCAGAGGUCGAGACAGCAGAGAAGAACGUCUCCAUCUUGUCAAGUUAUCCAAGGAAAAUCCAGAACUACUAGAUGCUGGAAUAACUGGAUAUUUCUUCUUCAGAGAAAAAGAAAAAGAGCUGGGGAAGGCUCAGCUGAUGGGCUUCUUUGACUUCUUUAAGUACAAAUACCAAGUGAAUGUAGAUGGCACUGUAGCAGCUUACAGGUUUCCAUACCUCUUGCUGGGUGACAGCCUGGUAUUGAAGCAAGAUUCCCAGUACUAUGAACACUUUUAUAUUGGAUUAAAACCUUGGAAACAUUAUGUUCCAGUUAAGAGAAACUUAGAGGAUUUGCUAGAGAAAAUAGAAUGGGCUAAGGAAAAUGAUGAGGAAGCAAGAAAAAUUGCUAAAGAAGGACAACUAGUAGCAAGAGAAUUACUUCAGCCUCACAGGUUUUACUGCUACUAUUAUAAAGUGCUCCAGAAAUAUGCCGAACGCCAAGCCAGCAAACCUGAAAUACGGGAUGGAAUGGAACUUGUACCUCAGCCUGAUGACAGGGACUCAGUGUGCAGUUGCCACAGGAAAAAGCCUUUAAGGGAAGAUCUAUAACUGUACUGGAUGGAGAAAAUUACCCACUUAAAAUGCGAGAAUAGGAAUUAAGCUGUGAAAUCUAAGACUCUUAUGCUGUAGCAGGCAUUCUUAGUUAUGUAUUCUUCUUGUAUUUUCAUACCCUUUUCCUGCUCAUUCUGAUCUACAAUGUUGGUUCUCACAGUUUUGGCUCCAUGACCACCACCAGACAGACACUGAGCCUGCAGUGGGGAGUGUCUGGGGGAUUUGUUUGAUGUACUGCAUCAUCAGGAAGCAGGGCACAGAGCUGCUCAUGUUCCAGAUGGGACCUUUUUACUGAAGUUUUGUGAGGAACUAGUCGCCACAAAGAUCUUGCCAUGAGUCAGUGAAAGUUUUCUAAAGGAGCAUUUGUGAUACAUUGAAACAGUGUUAUGAUUUCUUCAUAAAGUUUACCUCAGUGUUAGAUUGUUUCUUGUAUACAAAACAAUUUUCAAACUAGACAAAGAAAAUGAAUAUUUGAGAUGUAAUAAUAUCAGAUCUGGUCAUGCUUUCAGAUUAUUCUGUGGUUUAUGACAGGUGACAGACAACAUGAUAUAAUACUCAUCAAUUUUAGAGGGAAAUGGAGAGCAGGGGGAGAGAUAGGAAAAAUAAGUUUAUAAUCAUCAUGGCUGUCAAUCGCCAGAAUUAAAUACUGCUUUAAAACAGACUCUGUAGCUAUCACAAUCACAGUGCUUUGGGUGCCAAAUCACCACUCUGAAAACCUGUUCCCUGCCAGUGACUGUAAAUGUAGGCACAGAUCCACAAAAGGACUUGGGAAUUUCAGGCCAUGGGAAACACUGGUGUCUUCGUUCAACAAUACUGUCUGCAGUAUUCUGGACUAUGUGAAAUCUGAAAUUUAGACCACCUAGGUUUAAUUCUUGUGCAAUAGUCUAGGGGUUAGAGUCCAUGUAAAGCAAUUGGGAAGCUGGUUGUCCUCCUUGGUUUAAUUCAAAGCCAUUUUUUCCAGAGGGUGUUUUAGCUCCAGACUGGUCAAGAGGUUUUCAGGUCUUCUGCUGAAGUUCAUCUGCAGCCAUGAAGCUAGCGAUGAAAAAUUCACAAGGGCAGAAGGAUCUGGUCAUACCUUUGUGAUAAAGUCUGCCUUUGGAUGGGGCAGAAGAAUCAUCCUAGUCAUGGAUGCAACUCCAAAUACCUCUGUUGAUUUUUGCCCAAGUUUGUCUACUUCAAAAUGCAUAAAUAGUCCUGGAAGGAGACACCAAUACCAAGACCAGUGCCCACAAGCACCCAUUUCUGUGUUUUCAUCUUGGCUAAUGCAGCCUGCCUGAGCAGCUCCUGACUCACUACAGUCAGAUAAAAGCUGUCAUGGGUACCAAAUUCUCCCUACACUAAAAAGAAUGGAGAUGUCUUCAAGACAGUGGACUUGUCUGAUUGAUUUGGUGCGCAAAAUUUAGUGCUUUACAUGUCAUGCAGGCUUCAUUCUUGGUUCUACACUGCAAAUUACAUAAAAUUUCUGCAUUAGAACAGGAAGAAAGGCAGUAUGCUAAAUAUGGAAAGAACUUUGGCUUUCUAAAGAGGAUGAUGCAACUGUCCAUCAUUCAUUUAUUACAUUAUGCCAGUUAAGAAAAAAACCUGUAUCAUGUUGCUCUACCCAUAAUUCUCUUUGUUCUGGUUCUAACAUUCAUAUUUAUAGUGGUUGUAUUUUUAUUUAACAUGAAAACCAGUCCUAGAACUUCAGGCUAUAAAUACAUGUUCCACUCAUCUGACAUAAAAUUUUCUACAUCGAAGUUCAGGAACAGGGUUCCAUUGCUGAAGUUGACACUUAAGACUGAGUAUGUGCUCUCCUUUCGUUCUAUGUGUACAGUCAUUUUUACUGUAUUACGUGAUCUUCUUUUGAGAAACUACCCAUUAUGCCAUGUGCUUUUUAUAUUCACCAGUGUUUAUGGAGGUGGUGCGCUCAGCAAAGGCAAAUAAGCAUAAAAGAUGGUUGAACAACAAUGUUUUCCACAUAUUUCAAAUCAAGAGUCCAAAAGUGAUUAAUUUGUAUUUUUUAAAAUGGGAGAGAAUAGGGGGAGCCAUGACACAUACUUCAUGGUUCUUUGGAAAUACCUGUGGAGGAAAACUUGCCUAGCUUGAAAUGGAAGUCUUUCAAACUGGAAGAAGAAUCAGAUAAAAUUUAAAUUAUGACUAUAAAUAAAUGUGAAUAUUUUAUCCCUCCUUUCUUCCCUCAUAAAAAGGGAAAGAAACUAUUCUUAAUUCUUUUCUGCCAAAAAAAGUCCUUGCUUUUGUAAUAAGUAUCACUUCAAAGCAAAGACUAGUUUGUCAACAGAGUGCCUAACACAUGCUUUUAUAGCUCACAGGCGAGAAAUAUCCUGAAAAAUAUUGAGUGCACUCAUCUUCUUCCUGUAAUUUAAAAAAUAGUAGAGAGAUGGUGGAACUUUUACUACAAGUCCAUAGUAUUUUGAGAGAUUCUGGUUCAGUUUAUAACUAUAGCUCUUCCAAAGGUAAAAGAAGGUAAGGCAAAGUCUCUCUUCCUGCCAUUAGUGCUAGAAUAUGCAAUUUAGAUUGUAAUGAAGAACAAUCCUAACAAUUGUUCCACCAGGCUAGAAAAGAUGUCAAAUCUGUUUGAGUUUGCCAAGAGGAUGAUACCCAUCAGCCUGGUGUGUUACAGGAAAUGCUAAAUAUUGAGUAAAACUUGUUUUUGCAUGUGAAGUGUAAUACAUACAUUAAAUAGAAUUUUUAAGUGGCAUACAUAGA
Molecule: messenger RNA, 4254 nt
Organism: Vidua macroura (Pin-tailed whydah)
Lineage: Eukaryota; Metazoa; Chordata; Aves; Passeriformes; Viduidae
Gene: POGLUT3
Product: protein O-glucosyltransferase 3
Exons: 8
Coding region: 1-1545 (514 amino acids)
Cellular component (GO): endomembrane system
Molecular function (GO): glucosyltransferase activity; protein binding
Source: RefSeq, a predicted model, not a curated record